Diachasmimorpha longicaudata is the source of this 843-nucleotide messenger RNA. RefSeq names its product Small ribonucleoprotein particle protein SmE (gene SmE). Bases 139 to 423 code for a protein of 94 amino acids. Gene Ontology annotation, cellular component: U1 snRNP; U4 snRNP; U2 snRNP. The transcript has a single exon. NCBI's taxonomy places the organism in Eukaryota, Metazoa, Arthropoda, Insecta, Hymenoptera, Braconidae. The record is from RefSeq and is a predicted model, not a curated record. Gene Ontology annotation, biological process: mRNA splicing, via spliceosome; spliceosomal snRNP assembly. Gene Ontology annotation, molecular function: RNA binding.
UACAAAUAUGGCGUCCGAGUUGGCCUGUCCGUACGCUGUUGUGUUCACACCAGGAUCCCGGCAUUAUCCCUGAUAAAAAUUAUCAAAACACGCGUUUAGCAAACGCUCUAUCUCCAGAACUUCCAAUUCCCCACGAAAAUGUCGUACAAGGGGCCUCAGAAAGUGCAGAAGGUGAUGGUACAGCCCAUCAACCUCAUCUUCAGGUACCUCCAAAAUCGUUCGAGGGUGCAAGUGUGGUUAUUCGAGAACAUUAACCUCAGAAUCGAGGGACACAUCGUCGGCUUCGACGAGUACAUGAACCUGGUGUUGGACGACGCCGAGGAGUAUCACGUGAAGACGAAGGCCAGGAAACAGUUGGGACGGAUCAUGCUGAAGGGCGACAACAUUACUCUCAUACAAAAUACGAAUCCUGGGGCAAACUAGCCAACAUAACCUCUGUGGACGCUCCCAGUCGACUCUUGGGACUUCAAAAGGAACUUCCUGGGGAGAACUGGUGUUCCAGGAUCUCCAGGACACUCUCUUCUGUGUAGUGAUGCAUUCACGAACAAUGGGACAGACUUUCUGAUAGAUUUAAUUGUUCAUUCCUUUGGGAUCAAUGAGGCAUCGAAAUGUAAUAUUUUGUAAACGAAGGGAUGAGUAAAGUAAGAUUUGGAUAUAUCUGGUGUGUUCAGUGUUUUUAUUUGAUUUUACCUGCAAGGUUCAACGAAUCGUUUCUGAUGAUGUGUGGAAGGUAUUUUUCGGAGUGAAUUCGUUUGUUUAAGGAUUAAUUGAAUGUUUCCUGAGAGUUCAGUAUUACCAGGUGUAUUUUAUCUUGAAAAAUAUUAAUAAAGAAUUUUGAUGGAA